GAAAGCGCUUCCCCUGUCUCUGAACCGGCAGAUCCGGGUCUUGUGGUCUAGACUGACGUGGUCAAUCGAAAAUCAAAACAGAAGGGGAAAGGUUCCGCAGGGCUGGUUCCUGGGGCUGAGCCGCGGCUGCUUCUGCCUGUCGAGCAGGCGGAGCGAGAAGGCGGCAGCAGGCACGGCACCAGACUCCAGGGCAAGGUGUUCAGAGCCAACUUUAGGUUUCUACGGAUAGUCAUGGCAGAAGGUGGAUUUGAUCCCUGUGAAUGCAUUUGCUCGCAUGAACAUGCAAUGAGAAGGCUGAUCAAUCUGCUGAGGCAAUCCCAGUCAUACUGCACAGACACGGAAUGCCUUCAAGAAGUGCCAGGACCAAAUUCCUCUGGUGAUAACGGCAUCAGUAUUGCCAUGAUAAUGAUGGCCUGGGUGGUUAUCGCUCUUGUCUUGUUCUUGCUGAGACCAACUAAUCUAAGAGGAUCCAACAUGGCUGGAAAACCGGCCAGUCCACAUCAUGGACAAGAACCACCAGCCCCACCCGUGGAUUAGACCUUCUAAUGCUGGAAAUGCUCGACUGCUAAAACCUUGCACGACCAAAUGCACGAAAGUGACCAGAGUACUAAAUCCCAUUCAAUACUAUUUUCCUUUUGCAUUUACAUAAAGCAGGAUGAUAUUAUUUUGGUAUGGAACAACUAGGAGCUAUUUCACUUUUAAGUUAAUUCUUGCUUUAUAUAUUAUUACCAUUCCUAGUAGGUGAUAUUUGAAUAAACAAUAAGGAGCUGCAGGGGGUGGAGUUUUGGUUGUUGUUUUACUGUGGACAUUCUAGUCAUUCUCUUUUUGUUACAAUGAUUACAAUAUAUAAUUUCUUUGCAGUGGUCUCUGGCAUAAUUCAAGGAAAAUUUAAAUCCUUGUGCAUUUAUAGUCAUUAAAAGUUAUUUUUCAGAUUAAUUCUCUUUUUUCCCUACAUAUUUUGGAAACUUAUUUGCAAACAUGAGCGUGAGUUUUUUGUAGAAAAAGUGAAAUUACUUUACCUUUACCCAGUGAUGAGCUGCCAAAAUCUUAACAACUGGUUCCCUCCUCGAGGGGGAUUGUGGCCUGCCCCCAGCCCCUGUGACUCCUGCUCCAUCCAACCCCCCGCGUUCCUUGACACUCCCCCCAGACCGCCGCCCCAUCCACCCUCCUCCCCUGUCCUCUGACUGCCCCCAGAACCGGACAGGAGGGUCUCGUGGGCCACCAUAGUGGGUGCCCACCCCACCCUGCCCCUAAGAGCCAGAGGGACCUGCCAGGGGGCGAGGUGGGGAGUCCCAGCGGUGCUUACCUGGGGCGGCUCCCAGGAAGCAUCCGGCAGGUCCCUCUGGCUCCUAGGGGCAGGGUAGCAUAGCUAGGGGGGAGCAGGGGCAGCGGCCACUCCCCCAACUGAUCACAUCAAAAGUGGUGCCUUAGGCACCGACUCCAUGGGUGCUCCGGGGCUGGAGCCCCCACGAGGAGAAUUUGGUGGGUGCAGAGCACCCACUGGCAGCCCCGCACCUGGCCCCAGCUCACCUCCGCUCUGCCUCCUCCCCUGAACGCACCGCCCCGCUCUGCUUCUCCAACCCCCGGCUUCCCGCGAAUCAGCUGUUCGCACAGGAAGCUGGGGGUGGGCUAAGAAGCAAGCGGUGGCUUCACGCUCAGGCCCAGGGAGGCGGAGGCAAAGCGGAGGUGAGCUGGGCGGGGGGCGUGAGGAGGGCCGCCCGUGCCACAGCAGGUAACCCGGGGAGCAGGGGAACCUCUCCCCGCCCCAGCUCACCUCCACCUCCCUGGGCCUGAGCGCGAAGCCGCUGCUUGCUUCUCAGCCCUCCCAGGCUUCCUGCGUCAACAGCUGAUUCGCGGGAAGCCGGGGGGGUGGAGAAGCAGAGCGGGGCGGCGCGUUCAGGAGUGGAGGCAGAGGUGGAGCGGAGGUGAGGUGAGCUGGGGCCAGGCGGGGAGAGCACCCACCGAAUUUUCCCCGUGGGUGCUUCAGCCCCGGAGCACCCACGGAGUCGGUGCCUAAGGCGCCACUUUUGGCCGGUUGUUAAAUUUAGAAGCCCUUAUAGAACCAGUUGUCCCUCGUGGGACAACCGAUUCUAAAAGGGCUUCUAAAUUUAACAGCCGGUUCCAGCGAACCGGUGUGAAUCGGCUCCAGCUCACCACUGCCUUUACCUUGCUGUUCAGAGCAGCUUUAACUCUUUGGACCUCCAACAUAGUUUUUAGGGCUGUUGCAAAAGCAUGGAUCAUCUGCUGUAAUGAAUGUACAUCUAUGUGUGUGGGCAUGAGAAUGUGUCUGAAAAUUAUCACAAUCAAAAGCUUGUCUUAUGUGUAAGGAAUUUACACAAAAGAUUAUUAUCACCAAAAUCAAAUUAAAUACAUUCACCAAUAAGUGAGCUGUCUAAUUCAAUGUAUUUUAAAGACAACUAAAACCUGGGCAACUAAAUAUUAAAUUCUAAAAGAGAAUUGUUUACAAACUUUACAAAAAGAAAAAUCUACUGACACGUAUCCAUUACAAUUUUCUGUCCUGAGUAUAAUCUUAUAAUAAUCAAUAUCUUAAAUUUUUUGCUGCAACACGUAACAAGAUCAAAACGUUAUCAACCAGUCAUUAACUUCAGAAAGUUAUUUUCACUUACUUACAAUUUGAUUUUUACCUACAUAUUGUCAUAAUCCUUACCCUUUUGAUUCUUACCUAUUCGUUGUUGGAUUGUUCAAUACAGAAAUUGCAGGUGAAGAUCUAUGGCAUAUAUUUUCCCUUUAAUGUUGGUGUGUGUGUGUGCAUGCAUGUGCAUCUUCCGUUGGAACUAGUGACAGUGACUUUUUUAAACAUACAUUAAAGAAUUUAAGAACAUUUUAAAGACAUACAGAAAAGUGACAUUGUAUAUUUUUCUUAUCAAUUUGAAAAAUUAAUGGGAAUAAUGUAAAGGACAGUUUUGUGUGACCAGAUGGCUAUGGAGCUACUUUCCACAAAAGUAGGGAGAACAAAUAUGCGGGGAAUUAAUGGCCUGAUCCUGCAACCUUUUACUCGCAUGAGAACGCCUUACUUUUGCAAGUAGCAAAGGGGCUAUUCAUGUGAGUAAUGAUUUGCAUAACUGGGCCGUGGAAAAAUACUACAUUGGAUCCCUUUGUUAUCAGAGAUAGGCUUGUCCUCCUCAGGGUAAAUGGCAGGUCAGCCAAAUUGUCUUGUAAACACACAGUACAGACCCGAGAAAAUGCUUUUAUAAUUUGAUGUAUGUAACUGUGCCACUGAGCUUCUUUGUAGCAGUGUGCUGUGUAAUACAGCACCUAUAGAUAGGAAGCAUUAGUAAAAUAAUAAUAUUGGGCCAAAUUCUCUGUUAACCUGAUGCAACCUUACAGAAGAGAAUGGGAUUGCAACAGUGUAAUCGAGAGAAUUUGUCCCAAUAUGACUGAUGGCAGUAUAGGCCACAAACACUGUGUAAGAACAUUACUGGGAUACACUAUCCAACUACUAGUUUUUGCCUUCCUAGUACAUCUUUGGAAUAACAUUUUGAACUGCGUAGGUAAUGUGAUAUCUUUUUAUGGAACCAAUAAAAAAUACUUACAUGGCCUACCAUACCUGCGUUUUUUUCCCCCAAGAAUCAAUGGCCAGGGCCAUCCCUAGGAGAGUGUGGGGCCCAGGGCGGAAGUGACGAAUCCCUCACUUCCAGGACCAACCGUCACUUUCGGGACUGACUGCGCUGGCCAAUUGUGCUGGCCCACGGGGCCCCCCAAAGCGCAGGGCCCAGAGUGGUUGCCCCAAUUCGCCAUACCCUAGGGACAGCUCUGUCAAUGGCCAAAAGUCUUCAAACUUGGGUGCAUUAAGUUAGAAGCCUAACUCCAUAUGUAAGCACCUAACUGGAAGGGGCUUCAUUUCAGAGAUACUGAGCAACUCCAGCUCCUGUUGAAGUCAAUGGGACUUGCAGGUGCUCAGCACCUCUGAAGAUCAGACCACUUCUAUUUAGAUGCCCUAAUAUGUAUAUAGAAGGCAUGCUUUGUGCACCCUGCUUUGAGAUUUUUGCCAAUAUAUAGCCAUAGAUGUUUGUACAUUGUAAUCCGAGAAAUUUUUAAUUGUGUUCUGUGUUGAAUCAAUGUUUUUUUUUCUUAAAAUUCUGCUAGUCAAAAUGUCCGAACAGUUUUAUACAUAUAUAAUUUCCUUAUGUAAAUUGCUAUUUAAAAUUUUCUGUGUGAAAGAAAAGCAGUGGAAAUAUUGUAUAGCAAAAUGUUUUGUUAUGUAGCCAGGCCACUAUCCCAUGCCAACAUGUAUGCCUUUUAAAUUCUGAGAUAUUCUCUCCAGUAUGUAAACUUCAGACCAAUAAUACUGCUUAAAGUAAUACAGCUAUUAUAAGGCUGUAUUUUGCCACUUUUAUUCAUGUUAUUUUACUCAACAAGUAGCUCCAUUGUAAUUAGUUUGACUAUUGUCAGAGAAUGUUCUAGCUGCAGCAUCGUUAAUAAAGGUGGCAGAAUCUAGCCCAUAAUAAUAAUUUGUGAUGAAAUAACUGCAUCGUGAUUACAAAACUGAACACUGUACAUUUUAAGAGGAACCCCUUGGAAGAGAUUAGAAGGAUGUAAAGUUUAAGACCAUGAUCAAUUUUAUAUUAAAGGUUUGAGGCUCAGCUAAUAAGAGAGAAGUUGUAGCAAUUAAAGAAAUAAAGAAGAGAGUUUAUGUUUAUACCUUCGUUUAUAACUUUGUUAAAAUAAUAGUAUUUUAGCAUCUGCUUAACACAAUUAUUAUAUUCUGAAAUGAAAAAUCAUGUGUGUUCAUAUAGUGUCUGCAGUAAUGUUGCCUUGUAACGUUUACCUAAAGAUGAAAAAUGAUAAUGUGAUGUACCUGAUGUAAAUUGGUGGUUUAAAAUGUCUGAAUCAUGCCAAACAAAAAUCAUGUCUGUGCCAUUUGAGGUUUACUAUUAAUCUUCUACUGAGUAUUUGGAACUGGGAUAAAGGGCUUGUACUAUGCACUUUUUAUUGACAAAUAAAUUUCAAAUCUUAGUAA
Caretta caretta (loggerhead turtle) is the source of this 4981-nucleotide messenger RNA. It is a transcript of the gene SMIM14, whose product is annotated as small integral membrane protein 14. Gene Ontology annotation, cellular component: endoplasmic reticulum. The record is from RefSeq and is a predicted model, not a curated record. Lineage: Eukaryota; Metazoa; Chordata; Testudines; Cheloniidae.